This is a messenger RNA of Quercus lobata, 1798 nucleotides long. RefSeq names its product protein NRT1/ PTR FAMILY 1.2-like. The coding region runs from base 17 to 1798 and encodes 593 amino acids. The record is from RefSeq and is a predicted model, not a curated record. The transcript has 4 exons. Gene Ontology annotation, molecular function: transmembrane transporter activity. Gene Ontology annotation, cellular component: membrane. Gene Ontology annotation, biological process: transmembrane transport. NCBI's taxonomy places the organism in Eukaryota, Viridiplantae, Streptophyta, Magnoliopsida, Fagales, Fagaceae.
UCCAUUAAUCAAAACCAUGGAGCACAUAGUGGCAGAGGAGAAGUGCAUGAGUUCGAACGAAAACGAGCAACCCCAUCAAGCUGCAAAAGCAAAGCCCAUAAAGGGUGGUUUUAGAACCAUGCCUUUCAUCAUAGUGAAUGAGUCUUUUGAGAAGGUAGCGAGCUAUGGGCUUAUGCCUAACAUGAUACUUUACUUGAUUGGGAGUUAUAACAUGAAAACAGCCAGUGCAUCAAGCAUUCUGUUAAUGUGGUCAGCCAUUUCCAAUGUCAUGGCCAUUUUUGGUGCUUUCCUCUCUGAUUCUUAUUUGGGUCGGUUUCGGGUCAUCUCACUCGGAUCCAUCUCUAGCCUUCUUGGGAUGACUAUUUUAUGGUCGACUGCAAUGAUGCCACAGUUGAAACCUCCUUCCUGUGACCAGUCCAGCCAAGUAUGCAAGUCUGCUACAGCAGCUCAGUUGGCUCUUCUGUUGUCUUCCUUUGGGCUAAUAUCCAUUGGAGCUGGUUGUGUUAGACCAUGUUCCAUAGCCUUUGGUGCAGACCAAUUGGACAACAAAGAUAAGCCCAACAAUGAGAGGCUAUUGGAGAGCUUCUUCAAUUGGUAUUACACUUCGAUUGGAGUAUCAACUGUUCUUGCAUUGACUAUAAUUGUGUACGUUCAAGAUCAAUUGGGAUGGAAAGUCGGGUUUGGAGUGCCAGUAAUUCUUAUGAUAAUUUCUACUGUAAUUUUCCUAGCUGGAUCUUCUCUUUAUGUGAAAGUGAAGCCUAGUAAGAGCUUGUUUACUGGGUUUGUUCAAGUUCUAGUGGUGGCAUUCAAGGACAGAAAGCUUAGUCUCCCUCAAAGUAACUCUGAUCAGUAUUGCCACAGCCACGAUUCGAACUUCCUUGUCCCAACUGAUAAUUUAAGGUGUCUAAACAAAGCUUGCAUAAUAAGGGAUCGUGAGAGAGACCUGAAUCCGGACGGGUCAGCUUUAGAUUCAUGGAGUCUAUGCACAAUAGAACAAGUAGAGUCACUAAAAGCUCUCCUUAGAGUCAUUCCCAUGUGGUCCACAGGCAUCGUUAUGUUUCUGUGCAUGAACCAGAACUCAUUUUCCACACUCCAAGCAAAAUCCAUGGAUAGACAUAUCACCAAAAAUUUUGAAAUUCCGGCUGGAUCCUUCACGGUGUUCAUGGUUGUCACACUAACAAUAUGGGUUGCAUUCUAUGAUCGCGUAAUGGUUCCAUUACUGUCAAAGUACACGGGCCGGCCCAAAGGCCUCAGCACCAAAGUCCGGAUGGGUAUAGGAUUGCUGCUUGCUUGUGCAGCAUUGGCAGUGGCAGCAAUAACAGAAAACAUAAGGAGGAGAAUUGCAAUUGAAGAAGGGCCUGUGGAUUCACCAGGUGCUGUGAUAGACAUGUCAGCUUUGUGGCUAGUUCCACAAUUUGCCUUGCUCGGAUUAGCUGAGGCUUUCAAUGCAAUUGGACAGAUAGAAUUUUAUUAUACUCAGCUCCCCAAAAGCAUGUCUAGCAUUGCAGUGGCGAUUUUCACACUUGGGACUGCUGUGGCUAACUUGGUAGGAAGUCUUCUGGUGAAUAUUGUGGAUGGAGUUACUAGCAAAGAUGGGCAUGAGAGCUGGUUGUCAAGUAAUCUUAACAAGGGUCACUUAGAUUAUUAUUACUGGCUAAUAAGUGUCUUGGGUUUGAUUAAUUUUAUUUAUUUUGUUGCUUGUUGUUGGGUUUAUGGACCUGCUGAGAACCCAAAAACUAGAUAUUCUGAGGACAUACAAAACGACCAAUUUAAUUAUAGGGAAUUACCUUCAUCUUAA